Molecule: messenger RNA, 591 nt
Organism: Neltuma alba
Lineage: Eukaryota; Viridiplantae; Streptophyta; Magnoliopsida; Fabales; Fabaceae
Exons: 1
Coding region: 1-591 (196 amino acids)
Molecular function (GO): nucleic acid binding; RNA-DNA hybrid ribonuclease activity
Source: RefSeq, a predicted model, not a curated record
AUGGAGUGCUCCACAAGUAAUAAGCUUCACCAUCAAGUGUUCAACAUUUCUGUAGUACAGGAGAGAAGAUGGACUCCACCACCACAGGAUGCAAUUUGGGUUGAUGUGGACAGGUCAGUCAAACAACAAAAUAGUGCAGCAUGUGGCGGUUUAGUCAGGAACUCUGAAGGAGAUUGGUUGAUGGGUUUCAAGAAAUGUUUAGGAUGCUCUUUGAUCAUUGAAGCAGAACUAGUAGCUAUCCGAACAGGCCUGGAAGUGGGCAAACAGCUCGGGUGUACCAAAAUCAUGGUCUAUUCUGACUCUUUAGAGGCAUGCAACCUUUUCAUGCACACGUGUGCAGCAGAUAAUCCACUUAAACUGGUUAUAAAUGACAUAAGGGACUUGGUUGUUGGAGACAGGGAAGUGACGCUCCAUCACACUACUAGGACCAUCAUGGGUUGUGCUGAUUUUUUGGCUAAGACAGGUCAUAGUGACUAUACUGAUACAAUUUUGAUUCCAGAGGCUCCGACUGAAUGCCUGGCCAUAUUAUUGGAGGACAAAGAGGCUACAAUUGCCGGAAGAUCUACUGCAGCGACUACACGAGUUUUUUAG